Molecule: messenger RNA, 3953 nt
Organism: Capsella rubella
Lineage: Eukaryota; Viridiplantae; Streptophyta; Magnoliopsida; Brassicales; Brassicaceae
Exons: 11
Coding region: 308-3766 (1152 amino acids)
Biological process (GO): protein deubiquitination
Molecular function (GO): cysteine-type deubiquitinase activity
Source: RefSeq, a predicted model, not a curated record
ACGAGAGAGAGAUCUUACGAGCAGUCCAAACAUGACUACAGCUCUCACUUCGAAGAUUCACAAAAAAAUUGACUUCUCUUCUGUUGAGUUGUUCGUGAAACAUCCCAAAAGAUUAAUGCACACAAGGUGUUCGAUAAAAUUCCCCAAUCCUCACAAAGUCUCUGUUUUUUUCUUCUUUACAACCCUUGUCACGUGCUUCUCACGUGAUAUGAUUGUACCGUGCUGUUAUAUUCGUUGACGUUCCCGCCUCGACUCUGUUUCUUUCUCUGAAGCAGAGAGAACAAGAAAGCUCAAGAAUCUUGAGAAUAUGGUUGUUGCAAUGGAGACUACUACGUUUCUGAGAGAUGCUAAGAGAGUAAAACUCUACAAAGAAGCAAAAGAUCUCUUCGCUAAUGGAGAUCACAGCAAGGCCUUGGGGAUGAUUGAAGAUAUGAUUUUGGCACAUAAGGGAGACAAGAACUUGUGGUUACUUCAUAUCGAACAAGGUAACAUGUUCAUGGAUCUAGCUAAAUCAACAGAGAACCCGUACGUUGAUUUUGUGUACAUGUUGGGUUCUGUAGGAUGCUUUUCGAAACAUGUGUUGUUAUCACGACCUUAUGCAGAUGGACUCUUUUAUUUGGCUGAAGUGCUUGGGUCAGUAUUGUAUUACAAGAAAUGUGUGAAGGUAGCUAAACAGGGUUUAUCUGUUACUUACCCUGAAGACUCAGGAUCUCUUGCUCAAGAGACUUUGCAAGUGCUGAAGAAAGAUAUGGAGACAGAACUGGAGAGUUUAAUCGAAGAUGCAGAGUUUAAUAUGGCUGGUUCCAAGAUUGGAGAGCUGACGGGUUUACUACAAAAAUACAGUGAGGCAGAAGUUUUGCAGUCAAAGGAAUGUGUAGAGCCGGUUAAGAGUGAGUUUAUAGGAUUGAGGUCGUUUUGGUUAGGUUUGGAUGUUAAGGUCAAGAGAGACUUUAUGAAAGUAAGCAUUCCGAAGCUUAUGAGUUUUGUCGAGGGAGUACAUUCCAGAAAGGGAAGAGAUGCUUUUGAGCAAGUUCUCGCUUCUGCCAAGGAAAACAGAAAAUGGACACUCUGGAUGUGUCGAAUGAAAUGUUCAAAGAAGUUCUCUAGUGAUGAAGAAUGUAAGAAACAUCUUGAACAAGAACAUGCUGCAGAUUUUAAACCUUCUAAGGAAAUGGAUAUGGUCAAACGGAUAGGCAAAGAAUGGGCUCGUAAGAUAUCGGUUGGAGGUUGGGAACCAGUGGAUACGGUAGCUGCUGUUGAAAUGAUUAAAAGUCAGCUUGCAGACGUGAAAGCGUUUUCAUAUAAGAAUGGAUGGUCCAAAGAAUGGCCUUUAGCUGCAGAUGAAAUGCGCAGUAAGUUACUUAAGGAAAUCAAAAAUUUCCUUGUGAUGUUUUGUGACCUAAAAAUUCUCUCCUGUAACAUUCGAGACUGGGUGAAGCUUUAUCCGGUUACGCAUCUUGGAAAGUUUAACGUUUCUGAACAGAUUCUUGUUGAUUCUCACCUAGUGGAAACACCUCAGAGUAUAUGUUUUCUGGAAUGUCAACAACUCAAUGAAAUCCUAAACUUACUAAAACUUAUCAAGUGUGAAAGGGAUGAUGGUGCAAAACUAGUCUGCAGAGCAGUGGACAGUAUCUUGGGUUCUACUCGAGCUACAGAAAGUAUCGACUUUGACCCGGAGUUUUCAUUUCUGCUUUUAGACAGAAGAUUGCUAAAAAGUAAUAAUGCUCCACUUAAUGAUGGGGGGACAAUCAAUGUUUUCGAUCCCAAUGUUCACUACGGGAAGGCACAUGCUCGGGGAGAUGAUAUCAUAUCAUGGUUAACUGACUACAAUUCAGUAGAGAAGACCUUACCCAAACCUAUCAGGGAACAUAAUCUUGAUAUUUGGUUGGCUGUUCUGAGAGCUGUUCAGUUCACAUGUAGAACUUUGGAAACCAAAUAUGUAAAGAAACUACAAGUCUUAGAUUAUAGUAAAGCUCUUCUUGUCGUCGAAGACUUGUGCAAGGGGGAAAAAGAAAGUAGAAGAAACCUUCAGGAAGAUCAGUGGAACAGCUAUGCAUCUCUUCUUUGCAAUAGAUGCGAAGAGCGUGUCCCCGGAAAUUCCCUCGCUACAAAAUUGUUUUUGUGUGCAGUGCGAGAUGUUCUCCAAGGAGCUUCGGAUCUGACAUUUGAUCUCCCUGAUUUUGAAGGUUGCAUGAAUCUUAUACGUGAGCGUAAAAAUCUCGGCGAUGAUAUAGUGCUGAAGUCCUUAAAACGUCUGAAAUCAGUGGUCACCUUCAAGGUUUUACUAAUCGACUCGAGGAUUCUGCUGGUUGAUAAUUCAAGGAUUAGUUUGCUGAACAACCUCACCAGGCUUUCUAUUUUUGAUAACCGCACUUACAUCCUUCAACUGCUGAAACCUUUCUUGCUGAAUGAAAUUGUGAAUAUGGAAUCCAAAGCCAAGUUAGAUGCCGUAGUAGCAGAUCUUUUACUCGAGGAGGAGAAGUCACGGCCUAAGAAGAAGAAAAGUAAUAGCAAAAAGAGAACUUCAACGAGCAGGUCUCGUCCCCUUUACAAGACUGUUGAAGAUAAAACUUCUGUCAACCAUGAACCGGAAAUUACGUCUCCAUCACUAACAGUGCAAGAAGAUUCUAUGGAACCAGGUGAUACUCUUGCAAGUGAAAGGGGUCGAUUGGAAAUUUCAUCCAACACUGUCAAACAAGAGGAAGUUAUGCAAAACAUGCCUGGAGAAAAUUCUCAUUCAGAACAUUUGGAAUCAGCACUUGGAGAAGCUGCAGCCAGAUACAAUUCAGCUCUUGACAUGACGCUGAAGGCCCUCUUGAAUAUUAAGAUUCUCAAAGAAGAUUUGAUGCACAAUAGGAAACCAUUUCAAGACCACCUGGAAGACCAAAUUCCUUUUGCGCUACAAAAGUUCUUUGCUGCUUUUGUGUCAGAGGUGAUAAAAGAUGAGGGAAUGUACAGUUGCCUCUUGAGAGACUUACUUGCUUCCUUAGAAGAAGUUAUUUCCAUGGUUCGUGUGGAGAACAGAAGGUAUUAUUGUUACUUUGUCAGUACGCGUAGUUGUUUUAUAAUUUUUUUUCUAUUUUCUGCUUUUUUUCAGUCGAGCAGUGCUGCUGAGGUUCUUGUAGCCAUCCUUGAGUUUUGGCAUUACUGGAAAAAUGCUGAAAGAGAAAGCUUGGUAACUCGCUUCUUCGAGUUGGAGGAAAAUGAAAGAAUGAGUUGUAGAAAAUGCAGAAAGAAACUAAAGUAUCCAGAGCAAAGUUCUUACGGCAUUGUUAUUGCUGCAGAUUCGACCAGAGACUUGAAGCGCGCUCUGGGGAAUAUAAGGUUUGUGGAUAUCCUUAAGGUGAUCCGUAUGGAAUAUAAGAUGUUUUGUGACAUAAAAGCAGACGGAUGUGGAAUAACAAACUUUGUUCAUCACAUUAUAAGUAAAUGCCCACCUAUCUUCACAAUCGUGUUAGAAUGGGAGAAGAAUGAAACUGGAAAAGAAAUAUUUGAGACAGCAAAGGCUUUGGACUGGGAGAUAGAUAUCAGCCGACUGUACAAAGGCUUAGAACCAAAAACUAACUACCGGCUUGUGUCAAUGGUAUGUUGUCGUGAAGAAGAACACAUUUGCAUAGUUUAUGAAAAGAAUCGUUGGGUCAAUCUCAGACGUGAUACUUUUGCAGGAGAGGAUGUUGGUACCUGGAAGAGUGUGGUUAGAUUCUGUGGAGAAAGAAAGGUUAGGCCAGAAGUUCUGUGUUACGAAAUUGUCCGAUCAACGUCCUAACAAGGGUUUCAAAAUGAAGACUCAUCUAUUGAUUUUGGCUCUUGAAUCACCAAACGUUAUAAGAUUAACAUCAAUAGUGUGUUUUAGAUUUAGUAGAUUAGAAGCAAGCAAAAUAUCAUAAACAUAAGAUAAAUCUUAAAAGGUUACAUUGGUGGGUUUAAGCUGACUAAACUUGGAACAUAACUAA